AUGCCUGGCAUUAACUCGAACAUCAUUUGCCACUGGCUCCAUGUCAACCCUGCCAGCAAGCCAGUGGAUAAGAAGAGACACAACUUCACUCCUGAGCGAGUAGCUAUCAUUAAAGUCGAGAUCGACAAGCUCCUAGCUGCCAGCUUCACCGAAGAGUUCUCAUACUUAGAAUGGCUAGCCAACAUAGUUCUAGUAGCAAAGAAAGAAAAUGGCAAAUGGAGAGUUUAUGUCAAUUACACUGACCUCAACAAAGCAUGCCCUAAAGACAACUUCCUAUUGCUAAGGAUCGACCAGCUCGUAGAUUCAAUUUCUGGCAAUCAGCUGCUCAGCUUCAUGGACAACUACAUCGACUAUAAUCAAAUCUUGAUGCACGAGGAUGACAAGGCAAAUACCUGUUUCAUCAUCAAGAGAGGGACCUACUACUACAAGGUCAUGCCUUUUAGGCUGAAGAACGUCGGAGCAACCUACUAG
Prunus armeniaca (apricot) is the source of this 471-nucleotide messenger RNA. The record is from the annotation of a GenBank genome assembly. Lineage: Eukaryota; Viridiplantae; Streptophyta; Magnoliopsida; Rosales; Rosaceae.